Messenger RNA from Leptosia nina, 210 nucleotides. Lineage: Eukaryota; Metazoa; Arthropoda; Insecta; Lepidoptera; Pieridae. The record is from the annotation of a GenBank genome assembly.
AUGAGAGGGGGAACCGAACACCUGGCCGACGCAGCUGCGCGCCGCGGAUCUCACGCGCAGCUUCCUCACCGCGCAUGCGUGAACACGCACACACACAUCAAGCGCAAAUAUUACAUAGCGAGAAAACAAUAUUCCAAACGUACCGAGGAAAAGUUUACAUCGUUCCUGCAAAGUGCUGAGUCAUCGGCGCAGACGCAGUACCUCCUUUGA